UCGCUUUCCCUUGAUUGAUCUUGAGUUUUUCGCGCUCGUUUAUUCGCCUUUGGAGCUGUUUCUAAGAUGCUGCCCGGCCAUCUCGCCACCGCUCUGGUGGCUUUGUUGGCGCAGAGCCAGGAAGCCACAGCCCUGGUUAUCGACACUUUUAGUAACUCUGCAUCUAACGAUCUUGGAUUCUGGCAUGGUGCGGACGAGGGGAUGACCUUGAACUGGGGCAACCAGCAGCUAGAGGUCUCUUCGCCAGAUUCGGACUACUCUUUUUAUACCCAAGUUUCCGCUACGUGUGAAGACUUGACUGAGGACAACGGCUCCUACCUUCAUAUCCAAUACAGCGGUAGCACCAAGUUCACCGUUUCGCUUCAGCAGCAUAACUCCGAAUGUAACGAAGCGAUUGCUCCCUACCCCGAAACAUGGGACUCUCUCGAAGCGGCUCGGUAUGCGCAGAAUAACGACAUCUAUAUGCCUAUAUCACACUUCAAUAUCGACAAGACCCGCGUUCUCGGAGUUGCAUUAAAGGCAUGGUAUACUACAGAGCCUACUACUUUCUCGAAGGUCGAGAUCGUCCCCUCCGUGCCUGACGGCUUUCCUAUCCCCGUUAAGGAGCCAUCAGGAAGUCUCUACUUCGCUUGCAAGCGCCCUAACUCGUUUGCCUUUGGCAUCGAUGAUGGAGACCCGGUCUUCGCCCAGGAGGUUAUGCAGAUUAUUAAGGAAGAGGAUAUUAAGGUGACCUUCUUUACCGUCGGUGCCCCACUCCGGGAUCCUUCUACCAACCUCAGCAACGUCUAUAACGAGAUGCUAUCCCAAGGGCACCAGGUCGCCCUUCAUUCCUAUACCCACCCGAAGAUGGAGGGACUACCCGACUACGAGGCCAUCGACUACGAGUACAACGAGGAUAUCGCCGCCGUCGCUGAGCAACUGAACGGCCUACGUACCUCGUACUUUCGCCCACCCUACGGAAACGAGGGCGCUCGUAUGCGCCAGCGACUCGCCGCCGCCACGGGAACGGACGACCCGUCCAUUAUUAACUGGAGUAUCGAUAUCGAGGACUGGCUGUGGGCAGAGGGACCGACGCCGGAGAAGCAGCUCGAGGCGUUCCAGCGGGACAUUAGCAAGGGCGGGAACUUAGUCGUUAUGCAUUAUCUGUACCCGAGCACCGUGUCGUAUAUAAGGCAGUUUAUCCAGAUUGCCAAGGCGACUGGUAAACAGAUAAUGAGGGUCGAUCAGUGUAUGGAGGACCCAGGCGCGCCCCCGUUGUAAUCGGCUAGUUUAGCACCGGAUAGAUAGUGUAGAAGAUGAAAGAAUCCAUUACCAUGGUUCCGCUUACUUCGAUAGUAUAUCCCAUGGCAGGAUUUAUCACCCCAAACCAUUGUUAACUUCAUCUGGCUUACUAGCUAGAUCUCCUUUCCUAGAUAAUGGGAAUCG
This is a messenger RNA of Eremomyces bilateralis CBS 781.70, 1425 nucleotides long. Its product is annotated as glycoside hydrolase/deacetylase. The transcript has a single exon. Bases 67 to 1260 code for a protein of 397 amino acids. Gene Ontology annotation, molecular function: hydrolase activity, acting on carbon-nitrogen (but not peptide) bonds. NCBI's taxonomy places the organism in Eukaryota, Fungi, Ascomycota, Dothideomycetes, Eremomycetales, Eremomycetaceae. Gene Ontology annotation, biological process: carbohydrate metabolic process. The record is from RefSeq and is a predicted model, not a curated record.